Molecule: messenger RNA, 453 nt
Organism: Prorocentrum cordatum
Lineage: Eukaryota; Dinophyceae; Prorocentrales; Prorocentraceae
Source: the annotation of a GenBank genome assembly
CCGGCGCCGAGCCGGGCCGCCGCCUCGGCGGCGGCGGCGCCGCCCGGGAGGGAGGCGCCGCGGCAGCAGGGGCGCGGCGGAGGUGGACGCGGGCGUGGUCGCCGUCGCUCAGGAGGCCACAAGUUCGCCUUCGUGACGGUGCUCUGGGCCCCCGAGGCGGACAAGAGGAGUACAUCGUGAACGCUCUGACUUUGGGGUGCUCCCUGCGCCAGACCAACACGAAGCACGACAUGGUCUUGCUCGCCACCCCGGACCUCGGAGACCUGCUCAAUCACGCGUCUGCGUGUGCGUUAUCCGCUUUCUGGGACGUGCGCCAGCAGGAGCACCUGGACGUGUCUCUGGAGACUCGGUGCGCUCCUCGCUUCCGGCGUGUGUUCACCAAGCUGUCCGUGAUGAAGCUGACUGAAUACGAGAAGGUGCUGAUGCUCGACGCCGACAUGCUCGUCACCAGGA